GUUGUAUUCACAUUUUAAACCGACUUAUAAAAGUCCAUAUAGCAUAGACGCGAGAAACUAUUCGACAGGCCUUGUACACUGGGAGAUAUAUUGAUCUUCGCCUUUGUCGUCUCUUUGAUAACGAUUUUAGUGCGGUGUGCUCUUUCGAUGGAUAGGGAUUCAAUCUGCUAUUUUACAUGUAUUCAGAAUAUAAAUUUAGAAUGAUUGUCUUGUUCGUGAACAAUAUAUAUAUAUAUAUAUAUUAAGUAAGGGGUUGUAGUUGUUCUAUUGAUGUGUUUGUCAUAUUACCUACUAACACAGAUUAUACUUAAAUACACUAUCGAAGAGCGUGUAAAAUAAUGAUAAUUAAUUAUAAAUCGUGGACAGCGUCAUCUUUAUGUAUUAAAGUGGAAUAAACGGGAUUAUAUAAUCGAGUUUCGUGGCAGCACAAAUAUGUACGGUUUCGUUAACUAUGCACUUGAAUUGCUGGUGAUUCGACGGUUCGGUGAAGAAAAGUGGGAAGAAGUCAAACGCGUGGCCAAUCUAAACAUGGACGGGAAGUUCAUCAUCAGGAAAAUCUACAAUGACGCCGCCACCUACAGCGUUGUCGGUGCUGCCUCUCAGGUCUUAGGUGUUCCAGCAGCUGUAUUACUCGAAGAGUUCGGGAAGAUGUUCUUCGAUUUCUGCAAAGAAUCUGGGUACACAAAAAUCUUGAAAGUGUUGGGUGCAAACACCAGAGAAUUUCUACAAAACCUUGACGCAUUGCAUGAUCACUUGGCAACCAUAUACCCUGGCAUGCAGGCACCAUCGUUUCGAUGCACGGACGGUACUGGUGCGCUUAUCCUUCAUUAUUACUCAGACAGACCGGGCUUGGAGCAUAUUGUGAUUGGCAUCGUGAAGGCCGUUGCGAAAAAUCUGCAUGAUUCGGAAGUGGAGGUUAAAGUCAUCAAGACAAAAGAAGAAUGCGAUCACGUACAAUUUUCCAUUGUUGAGAAAAAUCAAUCGAAUGUUACCGACAGAAAUCACAACCACGUUGAGAAUCAAUUUAGUUUGGCACCAAAGAUUAGUCCGGUAACAUUCUGCAGGGCUUUUCCGUUUCAUAUUUUCUUUGACAAGGACAUGAAGAUUACUCAAACUGGCUUUUCGUUGGUGCGCGUCAUUCCAUCUGUUGCCAAUGGUACCUGUAGAAUCGACAGUAUUUUUGAAAUGGUCCGUCCACAUAUGGAGUUCUCCUUCAAUCAUAUCCUCUCUCACAUCAACACAGUAUUUGUCUUGAGAACCAAAGAAGAUGUUAUUGACAGGUGUGCGGACGACAAUGACAACAACAGGUACGACAACCAGGACACAUUGCGCAUGCGCCUAAAAGGGCAAAUGGUGUACGUUCCAGAGUCGCAGAGUCUUCUCUUCAUGUGCUCCCCGAGCGUCAACAGCCUGGAUGAUCUCAGCAGGCGUGGUCUGUUCCUUAGUGACAUACCUCUCCAUGACUCCACACGGGAUCUGGUGUUGCUGUCAGAAAAAUUCGAUGAAGAAUACCGUCUGACGCAGAAACUCGAGUUCUUAACAGACAAAUUGCAGACAAUGCACCGGGAAUUAGAAGAAGAGAAACGAAAAACUGACAAACUGAUGUAUUCAAUUCUGCCCUCCACAGUGGCGAACGAACUACGUCACAACCGCGCUGUUCCGGCCAGGAAGUUUGAGAAUGUCACACUUAUGUUCAGUGGAAUUGUGGGAUUCAGCAAGUUCAGCACAAGUAACUCUGAUGCCAGUGGCGCCAUUAAAAUUGUCAAACUGUUGAAUACUGUUUACACAAAAUUUGACGACAUACUGAAAAGCCACACAGAUGUGUUUAAGGUAGAGACUGUAGGUGACAAAUACAUGGCAGUAAGCGGUCUACCCGAGGAGUCUAUAACUCACGCAAAGUCAAUUGCAAAACUCGCCUUGGAUCUAAUGGAUGUGUCAAAAGAGCUGCGAGAUCCGAACAACCAUCUUAUUGAGAUAACCAUUGGAAUUCACUCGGGCGAGGUGGUUACAGGUGUGAUUGGAAAGAGGAUGCCACGCUACUGUCUGUUCGGCAACACGGUGAAUCUCACAAGCAGGACGGAAACCACGGGUGUCACUGGAAGGAUCAACGUCUCGCAAAACGCAUAUAACUACUUGAAGGAAGGCCCAUGCUAUGACCAAGAGUUCCACCUGACGUACAGAGGAGAAGUGAAGAUGAAAGGCAAAGCUGAACCAAUGCAAUGUUGGUUCUUGACACGUAAACUCACUCUUGACAAAUAAAAAGGACGCGUAUUAGGCAAAAAUGUGCAGUACCGAAAUGUUACAUGUAAAUUAAAGUAUGGAAAAAUAAGCCAGUAUUGGUCUUUAUCUGAGAAUUAUCUAAUGAUUAUAAUUAUAUAUUAACGUGCACUUAGUAAUUGUUCAUGAAUUUAUGUUGUGUGUGGUUGUUAAGAUAUCUUGCGAUCGAUAUAAUUGAUUUCUGAUUGCGUAAUUUCAUAUUGAUAUAAGUAUUGACACAACACGUAUUGUACUCACUAUAUCGUGGAGCUCGCCACUGUUAAAUGUUGACAUAUUUAAUAAAUGAAGAUAACAAUCAAACUUAUUUACGUUUAUAUUUUAUUAUUUCACAUGUCUUUGUGCUGUUGAAUGUUAAUUUAUAUUCGAAAUUUUCGUAAUUAAAGAAUUACUCUAUUA
Messenger RNA from Dreissena polymorpha, 2673 nucleotides. Its product is annotated as guanylate cyclase soluble subunit beta-1-like. Gene Ontology annotation, cellular component: guanylate cyclase complex, soluble. Lineage: Eukaryota; Metazoa; Mollusca; Bivalvia; Myida; Dreissenidae. Gene Ontology annotation, molecular function: guanylate cyclase activity; heme binding. The transcript has 10 exons. The record is from RefSeq and is a predicted model, not a curated record. Gene Ontology annotation, biological process: cGMP biosynthetic process; response to oxygen levels. The coding region runs from base 433 to 2259 and encodes 608 amino acids.